GGAGUCACUUCCGUGGAGGCUGCCAUUACUGUGGUGAAUGAAGAAAGCGUAGAGAAUAACGAGAGCCAGAGAGGGAGGGGCUGAGGAGCGGCACGCCUCAAGAAAGAAGAAAAGAUCUCUGCCUCCGGAGGAAGUGAUUGUAACGGGGUCUGCAGCGGGAGGAAGCAGGUUUGGAGUCAGGCAGAUUAGCAGCUCUCCCAUGGCUCAGUCGGCUGCUAACGGUGUGGAGCAAGACUUGGCCACCAAGAGGCUGCACUCAAGAAUGGAGGCUUCUUGUUUGGAGUUAGCCUUGGAAGGUGAGCGGCUGUGCAAGGCGGGCGACUUUAAAGGAGGAACAGCGUUUUUUGAAGCAGCUGUGCAAGUUGGCACAGAAGACUUGAAGACCCUCAGUGCCAUCUACAGCCAGCUUGGCAAUGCCUACUUCUACCUCAAGGAGUAUGGAAAAGCCCUGGAAUACCACAAACAUGACCUAACCCUGGCCAGAACCAUAGGUGACAGAAUUGGAGAAGGAAAAGCUAGCGGUAACCUUGGUAACACAUUAAAAGUGUUGGGGCGUUUUGACGAGGCUGUUGUCUGCUGCCAAAGACAUCUGGAUAUUUCUCAAGAGCAGAGCGACAAGGUUGGAGAAGCGAGAGCGCUGUACAACAUUGGAAACGUGUUUCAUGCAAAGGGCAAGCAGCAGCUGUGGGGCUGCACCCAGGAACCAGGCGAGCUGCCCUCUGAUGUCAGAGAGACACUGCAGAAGGCUACAGGCUUUUACGAGAUGAACUUGUGCCUGGUGAAAGAACUCGGGGAUCGAGCAGCUCAGGGGAGAGCGUAUGGAAACCUGGGAAAUACACACUACCUGCUAGGGAACUUUGUUGAAGCCAUUAAGUUUCACCGUCAGCGAUUAUCCAUUGCCAAGGAGUUUGGGGACAAAGCAGCUGAACGUCGAGCUUACAGUAAUCUUGGCAAUGCCCUGAUAUUCCUGGGACAGUUCAACACAGCCACGGAAUAUUACAGAAAAACUUUGCAGCUCUCCCGGCAGCUGAGGGACCAAGUGAUGGAGGCUCAAGCUUGUUACAGUUUGGGAAACACUUACACACUACUGCAACAAUAUGAGAGGGCUAUAGACUACCAUCUGAAACAUCUCUGCAUAGCCCAGGAGCUCAAUGACAGAGUUGGCGAGGGCCGUGCCUGCUGGAGCCUAGGAAAUGCAUACGUUUCUUUGGGAAACCAUAAACAAGCUCUCCACUACGCCCGAAAACACCUGGACAUCUCUAAAGAAAUCGGAGACAGAAACGGGGAGCUAACAGCCAGGAUGAAUGUGGAGCAGCUGAUGGAUGCUUUGGGAGUCAAUGAAAGUGAUCUUUCUCCCUCCAGUUCGGAGUUUGAGAUGCAAGGAGCAAGACCCAAAAUCACCAAGAGAAACAGCAUGGACAGUGUAGAACUAUGGAAGUACUCCUCAGACAAGAACGGUGACAACCAAAACUUGGAAAAUAUGCAGAGGAGAUCUAGGAAUCAGCUGUCGCAACCUGGUAAAAGAAAAGGCUACUCGGACAGUCAGUCGUCUGAUGAAAGGCCCUGGUGGCUGGACUCCCCUCUUGACACUGAUGAUAUCACUGUUCAAGUUACACCUCCAGUGUCUUCAUUUUCUUUUCAGAAACUGGGCCGUGACCCCUCCGAUGAAGACUGCUUCUUUGACCUUCUCAGUAAGUUCCAGAGCAGCCGCAUGGACGAUCAGCGCUGCCAUCUUGAUGAAACACAGAACGGAGAUAACACAGAAGGUGCUGCCAACACAUCCCUAAGUGAGAUGAUAGAUCCUGCAAUUACCACAUCCCCCCAGACUGAGGAGCUGUUUGACUUGAUUGCUAGCUCUCAGAGUCGCCGCCUUGAUGAUCAGCGUGUUAGUGUUGGAAACCUCCCAGGCCUUAGGAUUACUCAUAACAACCUGGGACAUCUGGUUGGUGAGGGAGAUCAUCAGGAACCCAGCGACGAUUUCUUCAACAUGCUUAUUAAGUGCCAGUCCUCUAGGAUUGAUGAUCAACGGUGCUCCCCACCAGAAGCAGGCCCUCACGCUCCCACAGUGCCUGAUGAAGACUUCUUCAGCUUAAUCCAGAGGGUACAGGCGAAGCGUAUGGAUGAGCAGCGUGUCCAGCUGCCCUCCGAUGACCAGGACAGUUCUCACUCCUCUGACCAGGAGCCACCUGGUGACUUUCCAAGCUAGGACUUGGUGAAUAAUGCUGCACAACUUGUCAUGUCGUUUAAAAUGGAAAACAGAGGUGAAGGCAGGAUGAACAGGCAGAAAAAAAAAAAAAAAACAAGGUACUGAUGGUUGAGCUAACCAGUUAAUUAAUGAAGAGAGAAAUUUCAUGUGCAAUAGGUGGUGCCCUGUUAAAUGUUACUUGAUGUAUUAUGUAUAACGUGUGUAAAUACGAUGUUAAACAAAAUGGGAGGCUCGAGGAGUCUGCAAGAAGUUUAGGGUGACUUAACAAGGAUAGAAAAAGUGAAUAUACUCAGUCUAAUGCCUUAAUCAGAUGAUUUUUCAGACCUGAGAUUGUAUUCCCCAGUGUCAAAUGAAUUUUUGAAUGCACAGGUUGGACAUACAGUAUGAUGUGGAGAGUAAAACUUAUAAAACGGUAUAGUUACAGUGGGAGGUGUGCACUAACGUUUGUUGACAUGAACUAUAAUGUUUAGAAAUUUAAUUCCAUUGUGCUCUGAUUAAUGCUGCUUAGUUUUAUCCUUGAUCUGUUUGUGGUUUCUACCACUUAUAGUGUUGUCUGUGCAGUAACAGUAUUAGUGUUGGCCUUUGACAAACUCACUUGGUCAUCUUGAGUUAUUUUACUAAUUAUUUUGAUUUAAAAAAAAAAUUAUCAAGUGACAAAAUGAGAAAAUUGUCAUUGUUUUUACAUUAAAAUUCUAAUUCAAAUUUUUCUAUACCAAGGUUAAAGGGCAAAUUACAUACACAGCUUCUUUAUGGGUACAGACCAGAGUUACUUGCUAAUUUAGCCUUAAAUUCUUUGAAUUUUUAUUUUUUUAGGUGAUUCUUUCAGUUGCCUGUGAUCCUUAGACGAUCUGGCAACCAGUUACAUUUCACAGCUUUUAUUUAUUGGAUAAAAGCAAAGGGAUGUCAUGUUUCUGGUAUGUAUUUAUAACACACUGCCUCAAUGUGGUGAAAACUUAUUGCGUCUGUGAAUUGAAGGGUGUGGUCUUUUAAUAUGAGUGACAUUGUGAUUCAGCAUCACAGUUCUGCAUGAUUACUUUGGUUGUGCUAAUUGUUGCUAUCAUUAUAAAAGCUAUAAAUCAAUUGCAUAUAAGUACAUUUUUCAGUUUGUUAGUUAUAAAGUACAAGAAUUGUAGACUUUCCAUGGGCUGGUGUAAGAAUCUCAGGGUAUAACCUUGAAGAAACACCAUGGGUUUGCGGUAUUAUGAAAUUUACAGAAAUUUAAAUUUGAUCUAAUUGCAAUUACUUAAAACAGAAAUGCAACAAGUAAACAUAUCUCUGCAAAAUAAUCUAACACUUUUAUUGUUACUACCUUGGUAUCAAAGGUGCAAAAUACCAGCAAAAUGUUGAAGUCUAUCAAAAGGGGGGAAAAAAAACUAGUUGUGCAGAAUAUUAGUUUAUUUAUCCUCUAGUUUCUGCCUGUUUUUUUCUUUUUUUUUCCCACGUAGAACUGCUAACUUGUCUAAUGUGUAAUUGAUAAAGAGCUGAGCCAACUUCCAGCCACCUAUGUGCAGCAACAGGUGUGAGUGAGCUGACUUUGUGUUACUGCUUCCUCAAUGGUUUCUCUAGCCCUUCUUGCAGCAUCUCUUUAAGAAAGACUUUAAGCCACAGGAAUUAUAAAAUGGAAUUACUUGCAGUUUUCAAAGAAUUUUAUUUUUCUUUAAACGACGGUAUACCUCGACAGUUCUAAUCACCCAAUUCCUACUACAGGCUACACAUAAAAAGCUUAAAUUUGCCAUGAGUCUGAAAGUAAGACCUUCUACAACGUAUCUGUUUUAAUGGUACUGGGAUUAUAUAUUCUUAACUUUAGAUUUUUCUUUUUUAUUUACAUACCUCAUAUUUGAACCUCAGAGUUCAUCCCAUGUAAUUUAAUCAAAAUUGUGAAUCACAUUGGAAUACUCAGUCCGUUUCGCUUUGAUAUUAAACAUAUUGGGAGCUACAGUGAAAAUAUUCUUUUUUUUUUUUUUUUUGUAAAUGAACAUUUUUAGAAAAAAUAUCUGGAAUGCUUUUAAUUAUCCUUGCCAUAAUUUGUACAUAAAAAUAUAUUUUGUAUUUAUGUUCCUUUUAAGGACAUGAAUAUGUCGCCUCAUGCUUUUAAUAAAAUGUUUCGAAUGUU
This is a messenger RNA of Gambusia affinis (western mosquitofish), 4319 nucleotides long. It is a transcript of the gene gpsm1b, whose product is annotated as G protein signaling modulator 1b. Bases 200 to 2206 code for a protein of 668 amino acids. The record is from RefSeq and is a predicted model, not a curated record. The transcript has 14 exons. Gene Ontology annotation, molecular function: protein binding; GTPase regulator activity. NCBI's taxonomy places the organism in Eukaryota, Metazoa, Chordata, Actinopteri, Cyprinodontiformes, Poeciliidae.